AUGAUAGACAAAUUCGAUUACAUUGGCUACCUGCUUGCUUUAUUCGAAAUGGUAAGCCAUAGAAGAAAAAUCAACUGCAUAUUGUCUGCAAGUAAUUGCUUGCUGUCUUGCAUGAUCUUUCCCUUGUACAUACUCUUGUUGUGUUCCUGUCGUGUGGGUUGCUAUGCUAGAGACACUUUAAAGCAGGGCGAGUGGAUUACUAGCGAUGGAGGAACCCUUGUCUCCAUUGGAGAAACUUUUGAACUGGGAUUCUUUAACCCUAUCAGAAGCUCCAGCCAGAGUAGCCACAAAAGGUUCGUUGGGAUAUGGUACAAACAGGAUCAACAAACAGUUGUUUGGGUUGCCAACCGAGACAGCCCACUAAAAGGUUCCAUUGGAACUUUUGGAAUUGUAGAAGAUGGCAACCUUAAGGUAUGGGAUACUACUGGAAACGUUUAUUGGACUACAGGUGUUGAGAAUCAUUCGUCUACAAAUCGAACUGUUAAGCUCAUGGAUUCUGGAAACCUUGUCCUAACCGAUGAUGAUCAGUUGGCGACGAGUCUGUGGGAGAGCUUCCAUAAUCUAACUGAUACAUUUCUUCCAGGUAUGAAGAUGGAUGAAAACCUGAGGUUGACUUCAUGGAUACAUGAUGGUGACCCGGGAAGAGGACAGUUCACGUUUAAGCAAUAUCUUCAAGGAGAGGGCUACUAUGUUAUCUUAAAAAAGCAAGCCGAUUAUUGGAGAAGUCGGAUUUCAGGCAACUUCUUGAGCUCAGAUGAUCAAAUACCCUUUGCCAUAGCCUACUUGUUGUCAAAUUUCAGCAACACCGUGAAGCAUAACAAGUACCCACAACUGCUGCUGGAUUAUAACUACACAAGUUUAGUGAUGAAUUAUACGGAUUAUAGUCACACAAGAUUAGUGAUGAAAUAUAACGGGGAAUUACAGUACCUGAAGUGGGAUGUGGACAAGGGAAUUUGGUCUUUGAUAUGGAAGGGGCCGGGAGACCAAUGUAGCAUUUACAAUGCCUUUGGGAAUUUCGGCAGCUGCAAUAUUAACAAUAGGGUGGUAUGCAAAUGUUUGCCCGGGUUCCGGCCUACUAACCCGACGAAUUGGGAUUCUGGAGAUUUUUUGGGUGGAUGCACCAGAAAAUCGACAUCAUUUGACAACAGCGACAUGUUUUUGAGCUUAAAGAUGAUGAAAGUGAGCAACCCAGACUCUAAUUUCAUUGCAAAAAAUGAAACAGAAUGCAAAAAGGAGUGUCUUAACAGCAGCCAGUGCCAAGCUUAUUCAUACGAGGUACCUCAAAACAGCAACCUAAGAAGUGAUAGUACAACCACUACUGAGACCGACAUCUGCUACAUUUGGAUUGGGGAUCUUCGUAAUCUUCAAGAGGAGUACACAAACGGUGGCCGUAACCUCUCUGUCCGCGUGGCAAAAUCUGUUAUAGAACCAACCGUUAGUAAUUGUGAGCCUUGUGGCACAAACCUGAUCCCCUAUCCGCUGAGCACUAGACCAAAUUGUGGUGACCCUAUGUACUUCAGUUUCUACUGCAACAGUUUUACUGGCCAGGUUAGCUUCAAGACACCUAGUGGCACCUAUCGAGUAGCCAGUAUCGAUCCAAGUGCAGGAACAUUUGUCAUCCAAGUCAACAAUGCAGAAAAUCCUGAAGCUAGAAGUCCAAGAGGAUCUCUGCUGCUCAAUUACACACUCCCAUUUAAUACACCCGGCUGGUUUACUGCUAAUGAAGUAAAGAUUAGUUGGGAGCCACCACUGGAGCCAACCUGUACUUCACGCGCAGACUGCAAGGACUGGACAAAUUCAACUUGUAGUAUAACAAGAGAUGGAAAGAGGAGGUGCCUUUGCAAGCAAAACUUCUAUUGGAAUGGCACCACUUUGAAAUGUACUCAAGAAGGUGAUCUUCCUGGGGGGUUAGAAGAGAAUUCAAAAAGAAAGAAGCGGUUGCCUCUGAGUGUUAUGGUACCUCUUAUAAGCGUGUUUGCUCUCACAUGUACCAUUACUUGUGUAUAUCUAUGGAGAAGAAAGAUGGCCAAGGAAGAAGAAAAGAGAAGAAGUGGUGAAAGAAAUCGAGUACUUCGCACAUUAGAUAGUGGAAGACACCUCAAAGACUUGAUGGGCUCUGGUGAGUUUAGAGAAGAAGAUGAGAAAGGCAUAGAUGUACCAUUUUUUGAUUUAGAAAGCAUUCUAAUAGCCACAAAUAGCUUCUCAGAUGCAAAGAAGCUUGGAGAGGGGGGCUAUGGGCCUGUUUACAAGGGCACAUUUUCAGGAGGUCAAGAGAUUGCUAUAAAGAGGCUCUCAAGUGUAUCAAAACAAGGCUUUCAAGAAUUUAAAAAUGAGGUGGUAUUGAUUGCAAAAUUACAACACAGGAAUCUUGUUAGGCUUAGGGGAUAUUGCAUAAAAGGAGAUGAAAAACUUUUACUCUAUGAAUACAUGCCCAACAAAAGCUUAGACUCAUUUAUAUUUGAUCAAAAGCUAAGCAUGUCUUUGGACUGGGAGAUGCGCCUCAAAAUCAUUUUGGGAAUAGCUCGUGGGCUUGUUUAUCUUCAUCAUGACUCUAGAUUAAGGAUCAUCCAUAGAGAUUUGAAAACCAGCAAUAUUCUUUUAGAUGAGGAGAUGAACUCCAAGAUAUCUGAUUUUGGCUUAGCAAGGAUGGUUGAAGGCAAAGAAACCGGAGCAAACACCACAAAAGUAGUUGGAACUUAUGGCUAUAUGUCUCCAGAAUACGCACUAAAUGGAAUUUUUUCAGUCAAAUCUGAUGUUUUUAGCUUUGGUGUGGUUCUACUUGAAAUUAUAUGCGGAAAAAAGAAUACAGGAUUUUAUCAGUCAGAACUAGCCAUGAGCCUUAUAAGUCAUGCUUGGAGAUUGUGGGUAGAAAACAAGGUGUUGGAUUUAAUGGACCAGAGUCUACGUGAAGUUUGCAAUGCAGAUCAGUUCAUGAAGUGCGUAAAUAUUGGACUCUUAUGCGUACAAGAAGAUCCGAAUGACCGCCCCACCAUGUCAACUGUGGUUACCAUGCUUGACAGCGAACCUGCAACAAUUCCAACUCCAAAACGGACAGCUUUUGUUCCAACUCCGAGAGGCUGUUCUAGCAGUACAGAUACUUCUUCUAGUAGACCAGACACAUAUACGGAAUCAACAAGUAGUUUUGGAGGAAGAUGAUCGAAAUAUAAUGCAUGAUAUAUACCAGUUCUAGUAAGUCUGGUCCUCUACUUGACUAGCUAGUAAAGGUUGUAGGGGACAAAACGCUGGUUUUCUAUAAAUAAGAAGGUUGUAUUAGCCCUCCACCCAAAUGAUAGUUUUCUCCCGAUAUCUAUUCCUUUACUUGAAACUUC
Alnus glutinosa is the source of this 3329-nucleotide messenger RNA. RefSeq names its product G-type lectin S-receptor-like serine/threonine-protein kinase At4g03230. The transcript is spliced from 8 exons. Gene Ontology annotation, biological process: recognition of pollen; protein phosphorylation. Gene Ontology annotation, molecular function: ATP binding; protein kinase activity. Lineage: Eukaryota; Viridiplantae; Streptophyta; Magnoliopsida; Fagales; Betulaceae. The record is from RefSeq and is a predicted model, not a curated record. The coding region runs from base 1 to 3156 and encodes 1051 amino acids.